CUCUUACCUACAUUAGUUUUACCUUGUUAAGCCUUAAAUUCGUCUUCGGUAAACAGACAUAAGACCAUCCAUCUCAGAGGUGUUCAAGUGUGAUAAUUAGCCUGAUCAUAUAAUUCAUUCUCAAAACCAAGUUUACUGUUUACCUGGGUGAGCCGGGAAAUAUGGUCACUAAGAAAAGAUGGAUCUAAAAGUGAUUUAAAUAUUGUAAAGCCCUGAGCACACAUGUGCAAAGCUAUUGUCAGAAGAGCUCUUUCUCCUACCAGCCCUUAUGUCCGGGGCUGUGGUCUGCCCUCCAGCCAACAUCAGAGAGCCCGGGGGACUCUGGCUCUUCCUCCCUGUCCUGUCCAUCUCUCUGACUAACUGCUUACCUCACCUCGGACCUUGCCAACCCACAGUGCUCACUCCAGAGAAGUGCGAGGAAGUAGACCCUGAGGUGCAGCGGGUAGCCUCGUCUGCGGGCCGGCUGCCCAAGUGGAAGGUAUCAGCAGGGGCAAGGGCUGACCCUAGCUCUGGGCUGGGGCUUGGCCUGAUACCUUCUCAGCACCAGGACCAGGACUCUGACCAGACGGUGUUUACCAGAACAGCAAAGGGCCUAUUUAUAGCCUCAGCUGCUCAUCUCUCUAGGUCAUGGGUGAGGGGGCAGGGUGGUUCCUCAGAGCAAGGGUAGUAGUCAGACUGAGGGGACUUGGCUGUGCCCAGCUACCACUGACCAGACCCCUGGGCCCCUCCGCAUGGCAGAGGAGACCUUUCACUUCACCUCCUCCAAGCUCCGCUCUCUCCGCCUGCAGCAGGAGUGGCUGGAGUGGGAAGACCGGCGCCGGGCAGCAGCCCUGCAAAGCCGGAACCGAAGGUGCCCCCCAAGUUCCCGGGCCCGGCUCACCAGGCCACGCCACUCCUGCCGAGACCCAGCGGUCCACAGUGCUCUGUUCUCUGGCAACCUGCAACAGGUCCAAGCCCUGUUCCAAGAUGAAGACACCGCCAACAUGAUUGUGGAGACUGUGAGCAACCAGCUGGCUUGGUCAGCUGAACAGGGGUUCUGGGUGCUGACCCCAAAAACCAAGCAGACGGUGCCUCUUACCAUCACUGCAGCCCGAGGCUAUACUGACUGUGCCCGGCACCUCAUCCAGCAGGGAGCUGAGCUGGAUGCUUGCGUUGGAGGCCGGACAGCCUUGCACGAGGCCUGUGCCCAGGCCCAGUCCGACUGUGUGCGCCUCCUACUGACCUUCGGCGCCAAGGCCAAUGUGUUGUCUGAGGAAGGCACAACCCCCUUGCACCUCUGCACAGCCCCUGAAUCCUUGCAGGGUGCCAAGCUGCUGCUGGAGGCAGGAGCAAUCGUGAACUUCGUUGCGCGGGACAGCGAGAUGACUCCCCUGCAUGUGGUGGCGGCAAGAGGCCUGGAGGAGCACGUGGCUCUCUACCUGGAACACGGAGCCGAUGUGAGCUUGCGCACCAGCCAGGGCGAAACGGCCCUGAAUGCAGCGUGCGCAGAGGCCGAGGGUCCAGGCAGUGGCCGGCAGCACCAGGCUGCCGCGCGCCAGCUCCUGGAGGCUGGUGCUGAUGCCCGGGCGGCCGGACGCAAGCACCACACACCGCUGCACAACGCCUGUGCCAAUGGCUGUGGGGCCCUGGCCGAGCUGCUACUGCGCCACGGGGCCUGUGUUAAUGUUCCCAAUGCAGCGGGCCACACACCCAUGGACUGCGCACUACAGGCUGUCCAGGAUGACCCCAACUGCAAGCCAGAGGUCCUCUUCGCGGCACUGCUGGACUAUGGGGCUCAGCCUGUGCAUCCUGAGAUGCUGAAACACUGUGCCAACUUCCCUCGGGCCCUGGAAGUCCUGCUUAAUGCCUACCCUUGUGUCCCAUCCUGUGAUACCUGGGUGGAGGCGGUACUCCCAGAGCUGUGGCAGGAGCAUGAAGCCUUCUACAGCUCUGCCUUGGGCAUGGUGAACCAGCCAAGGCAGCUACAGCACCUGGCCCGGCUGGCCGUGCGUGCUCAAUUGGGAAGCCAUUGCCGACAGGCCACUGCCCGCCUUCCACUGCCCCCACUCCUUAGGGACUACCUGCUGCUGCGCGUGGAGGGGCGCAUCCAGUGAGCACCGUGCCAGGCUGCUCCCAU
Pteropus alecto (black flying fox) is the source of this 2116-nucleotide messenger RNA. It is a transcript of the gene ASB16, whose product is annotated as ankyrin repeat and SOCS box containing 16. The record is from RefSeq and is a predicted model, not a curated record. The transcript is spliced from 5 exons. Gene Ontology annotation, cellular component: membrane; axon initial segment; synapse. Gene Ontology annotation, biological process: intracellular signal transduction; negative regulation of delayed rectifier potassium channel activity; neuronal action potential. Gene Ontology annotation, molecular function: transmembrane transporter binding. The coding region runs from base 732 to 2093 and encodes 453 amino acids. NCBI's taxonomy places the organism in Eukaryota, Metazoa, Chordata, Mammalia, Chiroptera, Pteropodidae.